This is a messenger RNA of Alnus glutinosa, 781 nucleotides long. RefSeq names its product heavy metal-associated isoprenylated plant protein 7. Gene Ontology annotation, molecular function: metal ion binding. The transcript has 3 exons. The coding region runs from base 281 to 601 and encodes 106 amino acids. Lineage: Eukaryota; Viridiplantae; Streptophyta; Magnoliopsida; Fagales; Betulaceae. The record is from RefSeq and is a predicted model, not a curated record.
AACCGUGGCACAUAAAGGAAGUAAUGGUUGCCGUUGUCACUUCAACAUGAAAUAUAUAAGGCUUGAACGUUGAGUUAGGGAUAAUAAGGUAGUAGUUAAUAGACGAAAUCCUCUUUCUCCACCUGAACAGAAUCAGAUUCCAAAAUGAAGGAGAAGAAUUUCCAACAGACAAUCCAAAAGUAGAAAUAUAUUAAUAUAUGAUCAGUUGGUCCAUGGCCUAGUCUUCCAUAUUCUCAACUCCCAUCAAUUCUUUUCCUGUAGCUUUUUUGAGUCAUAAAAAAUGACGAAAACAGUGGUGUCAAAUCCUGCCAAUUCCCUCCUCUUCAUGCCAGGAAAGUAUUAUUGCAUGGUGAUGAGGAUCAACGUUGACUGCAAUGCUUGUUGCAGGAAAUUAAGAAGAAUCAUUCUAAACAUGAAAGAAAUAGAGUCGCAUUUGAUUGAGAAGCAGCAGCACAGUGUGUAUGUAAGCGGGAUAUUUAGACCCUCGGAUGUGGCAAUAAAGAUAAGAAAGAAGAUGAACCGCAGAGUCGAAAUUCUGGAAAUUCAGGAGCUCAACGCCACCACGGAAGAAGGAGACCCAAAUCAACAGGCUGGUGGCUAAUUAUUGUGAUGAUGGGUAGUUGCAAAGGUUGGGUUUCGGGAAAUUCUUUCGAUCCAUCAAUCUAUUAGACUGAUAUAUCGAUUCAUAGAACUUGGAGAGAUUGCUGUAAUCCUAUCCCAGUAUAUAUGAAAGCGGAAGUUCAACUUCCUUUAUAUAUAUAUAUAUAUUGGUUACCAACAA